UCUUCCAGCUGAGAUAUGACCCCAUAAUAUAAUGUUUAUCAAAGAAUAAAUGAAAUUUUGAAGUUGGCAAAAAAGCAUCACAGCUAUCAUCAACCACCACCACAAUAAUUUUUCAAGAGUCUUUUUCCAAUUAAAUUCCGAGAUUCGAUCACCAGAACGCUUUGAUUUCGUCGAAAAUCAAGCUGUCUAUGGCGGUUUCACAGGAAACCUUGCCGCCAAAAAAGAAGCGGCCAACGGCGGGAUUAAUUGCGACGCCGUCGAUGGAAUCAGAUGAAAGGCUUAUCCGAACACUGUUGCUUAGAUCAAAAGAAACUUCGUCUCUGAAACCGAUUCCUUUUGUUUUGUAUCGGAAUUCGAUUUCGAUUAUUCGGAAAACUAAGCUUUUGACGUUGCUGCUUGAAGAUUUGGUUGUCGAUCACGUUGUACCGUGUUUUCCGGCAUCGGCGGUUUUGUGCUUUGAGGAAUUGUACAUCGUUUUGCAGAGCAUCAAGACGUUGAUUGAAGAUUGCUGUAACGGAAGCAAAUUUUGGCUUUUGAUUCAACAACAAUCUGUCGCGCACAAGUUUCAUGAACUCACACUGGAGUUAUCAACCCUAAUUGAUAUAUUUCCAAUUAAAGAGAUGAAUCUCAGCGAAGAUAUUGAAGAACUGGUGAAUCUGAUCCGUAAACAGUGCUCCAAAUCGGUGGCUUCGAUCGCCGAACACGAUAUUAUCCUCAGAAAUGAUGUUUUGGAGAAAUUGGAUAGAAUCAAGAGCGAGAUUGUUCCUCAACAAUCAAAACUCAAGGAGAUCUUCACGAGACUGCAAUUGAACGAUUCCACAAGUUGCACCGACGAAAUCGAGAUUUUGGAAGAAGAAGUUAAGAAUCAAAGUGACCAGAAAUCAAAGGCUGAAAUCGUCUCGUUGAUUGGACUUGUACGCUACGCAAAGUGCGUGUUGUACGGUGAAUCAUCGCCAAGAAUAAUCCGGUGCCGGAAUAAGUCAAACUCGACGGACUUAACAAUACCGGCAGAUUUCCGGUGUCCAAUUUCCCUUGACUUGGUACGGGACCCGGUGGUUAUAUGCACCGGUCAAACCUACGAUCGGGCAUCUAUCAAUCUCUGGAUCGAAUCAGGACACACCACGUGUCCAAAAACAGGUCAGACCCUUCUCCACACCGAAAUGAUACCCAAUCGUGCAUUGCGGAACUUGAUCGUAAUGUGGUGCCGCGAGCACCGGAUUCCAUUCGAAUCAACGGAGAUAAAGGAGAAAGUUAACGACGUUACUACAAACAAGACGUUAUUUGAAGCAACAAAGAUGACGGUAUCGUUUUUGCUCGAGAAGGCUCGAGCAUCGCAAUCUUCAGAAAAGGCGAAUUACUUUGUCCACGAGCUUCGUGCAUUAGCCAAGACCGAUUCAAACAGUCGGGCUUGUAUUGCAGAAGCCGGUGGACUUCCGUUAUUGGUCAAAUUCUUAGGCUCGGACCACCCGAACCUUCAAGUUAACGCCAUUACAACGAUCCUAAACCUGUCGAUACUCGAAGCAAACAAGACGCGGAUAAUGGAAACAGACAGUGUUUUAAACAGUAUCAUUGAGGUGUUACGAACGGGUGUUAGUUGGGAGGCGAAAGGAAAUGCGGCCGCAACGAUAUUUAGUCUUACAGGUGUCCACACGUAUCGGAAGAAGCUCGGUCGAAAGACUCGUGUGAUCAAGGGUUUGAUGGAGUUGGCUAGAACUGGGCCUGUUAGUUCCAAACGAGAUGCGUUGGUGGCUAUUCUUAAUUUGGCCGGAGAUAGGGAAACUGUCGGGAAGUUGAUCGAGGUCGGAGUAGUGGAGAUGGCUAGCGAAGUAAUGGACGGGUUACCAGAAGAAGGUGUCACUGUUCUCGAAGCGGUGGUGAAGAAAGGCGGAUUAGUUGCAAUCACCGCAACAUUUCAUCUGAUUACGAAAUUGGCAACGAUACUGAGGGAUGGGACGGAGAGGGCGCAAGAGAGUGCCGCCGCGACACUCGUAAAUGUGUGUAGGAAAGGUGGUUUAGAGAUCGUCACCGAGCUGGCGGCCAUCCCUGGCAUCGAGCGAGUGAUUUGGGAAGUGAUGGGGAUGGGCACAGGACGAGGGCGAAGAAAGGCGGCAACGCUAUUGAGGAUUCUUCGAAGAUGGGCGGCCGGAUUAUACUGCAACGCAACCGCAACAUACUCGACCACGAAUGCGAGUUCGACAACAACGGUCGGAGUUGUGUUGCCGGGGUAAAUUAUAUUCAAGAAACUUUAGUUUUUUUUUCUUCAUUUCAUUCUUUAGGGGGGAUUAUGUAAUUAAUUUGCAUAGUUUCAUUGGUGUUAAUCUUUGAUUUAAUUUCACUUCAAAAUGUAUACAUGUUUUACUUUGAAACAUUUCAAAUACAAAACUGUCCUUUUUGGGAAGUUAAAC
Cynara cardunculus var. scolymus (artichoke) is the source of this 2405-nucleotide messenger RNA. Its product is annotated as U-box domain-containing protein 16. Bases 189 to 2228 code for a protein of 679 amino acids. Gene Ontology annotation, biological process: cell surface receptor signaling pathway; protein ubiquitination. The record is from RefSeq and is a predicted model, not a curated record. Gene Ontology annotation, cellular component: cytoplasm; nucleus. Gene Ontology annotation, molecular function: protein binding; ubiquitin-protein transferase activity. Lineage: Eukaryota; Viridiplantae; Streptophyta; Magnoliopsida; Asterales; Asteraceae. The transcript is spliced from 2 exons.